Apis cerana (Asiatic honeybee) is the source of this 15232-nucleotide messenger RNA. RefSeq names its product guanine nucleotide exchange factor still life (gene sif). Lineage: Eukaryota; Metazoa; Arthropoda; Insecta; Hymenoptera; Apidae. Gene Ontology annotation, molecular function: guanyl-nucleotide exchange factor activity; protein binding. Gene Ontology annotation, biological process: activation of GTPase activity; small GTPase-mediated signal transduction. The record is from RefSeq and is a predicted model, not a curated record.
CCCGAUAUAUCAAUAUCCCACUUCAGCAAUUCUCUGUUGCCUUCGGUUAGCCGAACAUUUUACAAGAUGGAAAUAAUACCCCUUUGGAGUGGGCUCGCGACGGGCGGCCAGAUAAGAAUUUUUCCAUCGUCGAAUAAUCGGAAAGGAAGCUCGUCGAAUCCGUGUUUAAUCGACGACAAUCGUUCGAGAAUUACGAAACCGCGGAGAAAACGCGAUUGGAUUAAUUUUUCACCGAGGAAAAGAUCCACACGCGGCGAGAUUUUGGGCGAGAGCAGCAAAUUUCUUUUUCUUUUUUCUCCUGAAAAAUUUUCACGCGAAAAAUAGUUCCCGUUUCCUACGGAAUUGACCUAUAGACGCGGGGAUAAAUAAUAACGUUUUAUUUAUAAUUUAGCCGUAAAGUAAAUGUCAUACAGGUAUGAAUAUACAUAUAUAAAUAUAUAUAUACACACACAUACACAACAUAUAUAUAUAUAUAUAUAUAUGUACGUGAAGCUAUAUAUUAUCCUAUAUAUUUAUAUAUAGCGGAGAAAGGAUCAUGCAUGUUAAUGAAUACAAAGAAUCGCGCGGGCAUCGGUAUAUAGCGAAAAAAAAAAGUCACGUAUCUAUCCGUUGAACGUCGAUAACCUACUGACCCUGUCUACUCUACACAUGUCUUGCACGAGUCACCUUUCAGCCUAUUUCUAUGCACAUACUCGUACUUGAACGUACUUGCCGCUACGCGACUUGCUUAUAUCCUUCUGCUUUUUUUUCCCGUUCAUUUUGUUUUUUUUUUUUUUUUUAUAACGCCACACAUAUCGACAAAGUAUUAACGAACGAAGGGGGCAGGGUGAAUUUGCUAUUCCUGUACGAUACAUAAACUACGUACACGUAUACGCGUAUAGAUUUACACGUAUUCCUUCUUUUUCCCACAGUAUAUAUUCAUCGUAUAUAUAUAUAUAUAUAUAUGUAUGUAUAUAUAUACACACAUACAUAUACAAAAAGUACAAACAAACGAAAUUGCAUAGAAAUUGGAAAGAGAGAGCGAUCUCGAAACAACGACGAGGCAGGCAAAACCGACUUACUUCCCUCCUCUCGUCUCUCCCCUCUCUACCUCCUCCUCCUCCCUGUCACCCAUUUUCCCAUUCCAACCUUCUCUCCCCACUCCACUCCGGAACGCUUCCGGCCUCUUCGCAUUCCCUCGCCACUCUCCCCUUCCACUACUCUCUCUCCACCCCCUCUCCUUCCCUCUCCCUCCCAGCCACCCCCCAUCCGCGUGCCCUCCCUUGGCCGGCCUCCGGCGCGAAGGAACGAGAGAAGCGAGUGCCGAGCGAGCUGCUCUGGGUAUUGAUUCCCCCUCGCGGCCGUGGCAGCUCCGCCGCUUCUCGCUGUUCUCCAGCGCCCCAGUCUGGAGCAACUCACUGUCCGUGGCUGCGGCCCGAUUACGACAACCCUUUUCAACCCUCUUCGCGUUUGCCGCUCGCGCCAACUUAUAACUCGCGUAAGGAACGAGUGUGGAGUGGAGGAGCUCGAUAACGAUCGAGCUCCGCGGAUAAUAAGAUUACGUCGAUCGAUUGGGGAGAGAGAGAGAGAGGGAGGAACACGUCUCGUUUCCCUCCUCUGGCUUGAAGAAACGAUUAGCGCGGCUCCUCUCCUCGAGGAGGAUCCAGAGAGGAGGAGAAGGAGGAGGAGGAGGAGGAGGAUACAAGGAGACGUCAAGAUGAACGGGAAGGAUAACAAAAGUGGUGACACUCGCCAAGAUCGUCUGGGUUACGCGUCGUCGGCUUGUUCGGUGGUCACGAUUGAUUGUUGAAAUUGUUGUUUUUCGUUCGACAUCGUUGAUAGUGAAGUAUAUAUAUAUAUAUAUAUGUAUGUAUGUAUUUAUGUAUAUAUAUAUAUAGUUGGAUAUACGUGCACGUAUAUAGCGUGUACGUAUAUAUGACUGCGGUUCGACUGUUUGGAUAUCUACAGUUACGGGAGGCCAGGGUCGGUGGAGCUGCAACGGGAGAGGAGAUUUUUGGAUAGAUUAUCGGAGAUAUCUCCCCCGGAAGGAUUGAAUUUUACUUACUUACUUGCUUGCUUACUUAUUGCUCACACACGUGCUGGCUCACGUGGUGUUGGAAAACGAGCAACGAGCUAUGAAUCUCUUCGGUUGAGUUGUUGUUUCCAUUCAUCUUUCUUUCGUGUAUGUACACGCGAAUGAUUUUAGGGUACCUGGUAUACAUAUAUAUAUUAUAUUUUCCUUCUCCUCUUUGCUCGACUUCGCUUAGCAACGAUUUUCCAAAAAAAAAAAAAGAAUAUAUAUGUGUGUGUAUAUAUAGAUUUAUAAAUUGAAGAGAGAGAAUAUAGGAAGAGAUACGAAUAUUCGUUUCGACGAAUGUUUUCUUUUUCUCCAAGUACAAAGGAAGGGAGUGAAGAAUUUGAGAAAAUUCAGAUGAAUGGAUGAAUGUGAAUGAAAAAGAGAUAGAGAUAGGAGGGGGAAGAGAAAUGAGGGGGCAAAGGAUUUGCAGAGGAGAUUAUUAAUUUUAAUAAAGACGAGAGAAGAGGGCAAAGUACGUGAUUCGUUGUAAAUUAUAUUACAAUGUAAAUACAACGCUAAAAGAGAACGUGAUACCGAAGAUGUAAAAUAUUUUUAUACAGAGAGAUCGUUUCUACGCGUAUAUUGCAAAAAUAUUCUAUAUAUAUAUAUACAUACAUAUAUAUAUAUAUAUAUAUAUAUAUUUAUCUUUGAAGGAAGAAGAAAAACCUAUCGAUAUUACCUUAAGGGAAGAGAGUAUAUUAACGUUUUUUGAAAUAAUCCGUUUCUGUUCGUCGACGUCCUCCCCUCCCCUUUAAGGAUAUCUCAUUUAUCGCUUACUCAUUGAAGGGAUCGAUGAAAGUGUCGAACGAGAAGGAGAGGAUUCUGCGACAGCUGUGAGUGACAUGAGAAGAGAGUGGAUAAGAAAGAUAGAAGAGAUCCUUUUAAAGUUGAAUAAUAAUAAUAAUAAUAAUUAAAAAAAAAAAAAAAGAAGAGGAAAGAAAUCAAAUAUAGUACAAGGUUACGGUUAUAUUAUAUAUUCCGUGAAAUCGUCGAUUUUUUUAAAAAUAGAUUCGUGUUCUAGUUUUACGAAGCAGAAAAUAAUAAUAAUAAUAAUAAUAAUAAUAAUAAAAAUAAUAAAAGAAGGAGAAGAAGAAGAAGAAGAAGGGAUCCUACAGUAGUGAUCUGUAAAAGUGCAAAAAACGGUUUGCCUUAAGAAAAGUAGAGAUAAUUACCGAAUGUACAAAUAUAAUAAUAAUAAUAAUAAUAAUAACAAUCGAAAGAUAUUUUCCGAUCUAUCGAUCUCGGUAUUACAUACCUUAUAUAGCUCGUGUCGUGUUUCGAACGAAAACAGCGUACGCACGUUGUUGCGUUGACGUGUGAAUUAUCGAGAAAGAGAGAGAGAGAGAGAGAGAGAGAGAGAGAGAGAGAGAGAGAGAAGCAGAAAGGAAAAAUAUUAAAGAGAUAUAUCUCAUGCUUUCCCCUUGUCUAUCAUCCCCUCGUCGUCUUGUCUCGUCUUAUCACGUCAUAUACGAUACACGAGUCGGAAUUGUUGCGAAUUCGUUCGAGAGAAAAGGGGAAAAAGAAAAGAUGCUUGAAAAUAUAUAUCGAAGCGGUGUCACCGAAUGAGAGGAGGAGGAUGCACAAUGCACGACGAUUGUGCCUGUUUUAUUUCGUGUGCACGUUCGUGAUCAAGAUGUUGCAUCUGUUGAGAAAACUGUUCGAGCCGUACACAGUCACGUUCACCAAGAAGAUCGUGCAAAUUUUCAAUCGGAGGGAAGAAUUCGCGUGAAUCCUCGCUCGUAUAUGCUCGUAUAAAACAAACACGACACGAUUAGAGAAAGGAAGGAAAACGGCCGGCCAUCCCCAUCCGAAUCCCAGUUACGAUGAUUCGUGCAACGUUGGGCAAUCUCCAACUUGUCCCCUUUUGCGCAGUGAGCGAUGGAAAAUGGAUUUGGAUUCCUUCGACCUCGAAUCGAAUUAAAUAACGAGGAAAUCUUUCACGAUUGAGCGAAAUUAAUCGUUAUCCUCCUUUCUUUCACCCCCUCCUCCUCCUCCUCCUCCUCCCCCGUCCAAAAGACAAUAAUAAUAAUAACAAUAGUAAUAGUAAUAAUAAUAAUAACAAAGAGCAUCGAUCGAAAGAGAAACGAGCGGGUCGAGGAAAAAUUUAAUUUGGAUAAAACUUUAUGCAAGGGGAGAGAGAGAGAAGAAAGAUUCGCAAUUACAUUCCAUCGAGGAGAUAUAUAUACAUAUAUAUGUGUAUGUAAAUAUAUAUCUCUCUCUCUCGGUCGUUCGAUCACACCUCGUCGUCAACGUGCAACGAAGUACGAGGAUAAUGGUAGAGCCGAGAUGGUCGAUCAAGUGUAUGAAUAGUACGUUGAAUUUGUUGUACCCGUGCACGAGUUUCGCGGAUCUGAAGAAACUGCACAAGAAGUAUUGCAAGAAGUACUUUUGCCUUUGCAAAAGGCACACGAUCAGCGUGAUAUGCAUAAAUGAGACGAGAAAAUUGUAUUGGUUCAAUUGCAAGAACGUUCGGGAGAAGGUGAAUUUCGGGCUCGGGGACGGUUAUUAUUACAAGUUGCUUAGAAUAAUUAAUGGAGCGUUGAACACUUGGGCCCAACGUUACAUCGACGGACUGAGCAUCGCACGCCGCGAGAUCAUGUUCAGGAUAAACGGGACGGCCGAGAAAAACAUGAAGCUGUUGAAGGAGGGUUGUUACUGUCAUUAUCAUCCGCACAUGACGGCGGACGCGUGCAACGCCGACUUUCUGAAAAAAGUCGUAAGUUUUUGGGCCGGAGAGGGCCUUAGGGGGAUACGCGAGAAGCUACGCGGUAUGACAAAUUACGCUAAAAAGAUGUCAGAUGACGAUAAAAUGUCCCUAACUACCGCGGUUAGCGACGACGAUGACGGGGAGAGCGUGAUAAAUUCGCCCUAUCGAGGGAAACAGACUGGUACAGCAGCUGCGUCGUUCAAUUGUACGGGGGCGGUACGAAAAGCUGGAUUUCUAAGCGUGAAGAAAUGGCUGUUACGAAAGAAGCACCAGAUCGAGCUAGCGAGGAAGAGGGGUUGGAAAGGUUAUUGGGUUUGCCUGAAGGGGACCACGCUUCUCUUCUAUCCUUGCGAAUCCCAAGAAAGUAGAACCAUGGAGGCGGCGCCCAAGCAUUUGAUCAUAGUCGAUGGCGCGAUAAUGCAACCGAUCCCGGAGCAUCCGAAGAGAGACUACAUAUUUUGCUUGAGCACCGCUUUCGGCGAUGCUUAUUUAUUUCAGGCUCCGUGUCAAGUGGAACUCGAGAACUGGGUGAACAGUAUACAUUCGGCUUGUGCAGCCGCGUUUGCGCGUCAUCGUGGUAAAACUGGAACCCUUCAUUUAUUGCAGGAAGAAAUAUUUCGCUUAGAGAAAGCGAUAGAAUCGGACCACAAAUUAAAACACAUGGCUGAUCUUCAGCAAUCCGUCGUGUCUGACGUAGAGACGAAACAGCAGAUCAACAAUCAGAUUGUUCAGUGGGAAGAAAAUUUGGAGAGACUUCAUUGUGAACAAUUCAGACUCAGAUGUUACAUGGCCAGUUUACAAAGUGGCGAAUUACCAAAUCCAAAGAGUUUAUUGACGCACGUGUCCCGCGCCACGAAGCAGACGUUGAACAAAUUAGGGGUGUUCACCGUGUCGUCGUUUCACGCUUUCAUAUGCGCGCGAAGCCCUUCCCUGUUGAACAAUCUGUUGGCGGGGCGAGGGGCCACCAAGAGAAGGCCGCCAUUAUUGUCGAGAUCCAACAGCGGAUCGAGCAGGAGAUCCCUUCAAAUUUCGUCCAGAGAUGAUGAGAAGACGGUGAAGGUUUUCGUGCCGGAAAAUCAGUUGGUAUCCGUAUUUGUGCGCGAUGCUAUGACAGUGGAAGAAUUCCUCGCAAGCGCUUGCAACAGGAAAAAUCUUAACCCGAUGGAACAUUUCGUUCGCGUGAAGAAACGCCGCGACAUGGAAGAUCAUAAUUAUUUCGUACCACAUAGAACCGACUUGAUAGAGACAUACUUGCACACGCACGAAGUGGUCGAGGUGUGCGCGAAGAUCCUGUAUCAAGUGGAGUUGCAAAGGAACACCCUCGAACAAAUGUGGGGAUUCUCUGUGGAGGCUGAGCUGAUCGAGAAUUCCGAUCGACAGGACGAGCUGUGCUGCUACGUCAGCAGAGUCGAGGAUAAGAGCGUAGCAAUGCAGAAUGGUAUCAUUAAAGGUGACGAAAUCAUGGUGAUCAACGGCGCGAUAGUGAGCGACCUGGACAUGAUGUACCUGGAAAGCGUGUUGCAAGAGGAGGUAGGUUUGUGCAUGAUGAUGAGAUCCUCGAGGACCGAGCCCCCGGAUCUCACGGGGAUAAUGAGAGUGACCGACGACAUAAUCGAGAGUUUGGUUUGCCCGCCGCCACCCUCCGACCCGCCUGUUAUAAGCGAAGAAAUGAUCUCUGGGUUAAUCGUUCCGGCUCCUGGAUGGAGCAAAGAAAGUAUCAUGCAGGAGUGCACAACGACAUCUCACAUGGAGAAUGGUAAACAAACGUCUCGGACGAAUUCGUUCGAGAUAGAGAAUUUGUUGAAAACGGCGGAACAAGUGACGGGGAUCUGUCGAUCGCCUGGUGAAACGCGAAAGUCGAGCCCAACCGGAAGCGUUGUUAGUUCUCAUUCCCAAGCUUUGACGCCGAGCAGGCAGUUGAGCGACGCUGAGAAACUGAAGAAAGUUAUUCUAGAAUUAAUUGAGACUGAACGUACUUACGUGAAGAAUUUAAAUAAUUUGUUGGAGAACUACUUAGAGCCCCUUAAACGCGAAACCUUCCUAUCGAAUGCAGAGAUAAACGCAUUGUUCGGGAACAUACAAGAGAUUGUUACGUUUCAACGGCAAUUUCUACAAAAUCUUGAUCACGCGAUCGAGAUGGAAGCUGAUUUCAAUAAUUUCGAUCAUCCUAGUCAAUUUAAGGGUGUCCUGUUUUCCAUUGGAAGUGCCUUCUUGUAUUACGUAAAUCAUUUCAAGUUGUACAGUUCGUUUUGUGCUAGCCACUCAAAGGCGCAAAAGGUUUUACAUCCAAAUGAAGGAAACCAAGCUUUACAAGAGUUCCUGCAAGCGCGAAAUCCAAGGCAGCAACACUCGUCGACAUUAGAAUCAUACUUGAUUAAACCUAUUCAACGAAUAUUGAAAUAUCCUUUGCUCUUGCAACAACUUCGAAAUCUCACCGACGAAAGAAGCGAAGAACACCAACACUUGAUCGAGGCUUUGAAAGGUAUGGAAAAAGUAGCAGAGCACAUAAACGAAAUGCAAAGAAUUCACGAAGAAUACGGAGCCAUCUUCGAUCACUUGUUCAGACAACAUCAAAAAUCUUGCAAGCAGCCGAUCGAUUUAAGCCCGGGAGAUCUUUUGUAUUAUGGAGGUGUCGAGUGGCUCAAUAUUUCCGACUUUCUUGGUAAAAUCAAGAAAGGUUUGGAACUGCACGCAAUGUGUUUCGUUUUCAAAUCUGCCGUCGUAUUCCUGUGCAAGGAAAGAUUGAGGCAGAAGAAGAAACUUAUGGGAGUAUCGACGAAAGCGAAUUCCAGCGAGGUGGAGAUAAUACGUUAUCAAGUGUUGAUUCCUGUAACGGAAGUGCAAGUUAGAGCCAGCUCCGCCAAAGACAUGGAAUCUCAUUUCUUGUGGGAAUUGAUCCAUUUAAGAAGUCAAUUACAAAGAAGAUCGGAGAAAGUAUAUGUGCUUUCCAACAGCACAACGGAAUUCAGGAACGCGUUUUUAAGGACGAUACGUCAAAUUAUUCGAGAAUCGGUCCGGAACAUGAGCAUACCGUCGACGAAACAAAACCUUAGCCAACCACCGAUCAGCAUUUCCCCACGAAUGUCGACCGGCCACGUGGAGAAAUUCGAGAAACAGUCGGCUGGAACGAGUCAGGUGGGGCAAAACGGUGGCAACGGCGGCAGUGGGGUGGCCACGUUGUCGAAGAAGAAACAGCAAUUGUUGACAACGUCGCACAACGUGAAGCGGAAAUACAGCCAAUCGAAACAGGCUGUGGAGCACGAGAGCUCCGAGGAUAAGGACAACGAGGAGGCGGGGGCCUCGGCCAUUAACCAACAGCAAACGACAUUUCGCUCCCGGAGCAAGACCAUAAGCGACACAUCCGGGGAGAUAAAGGUCGAGAUGGACUCGGGGACGAAAUCGGAGGGUGAGGAAGACUCGCAAGCUUUUUUAGGUGAGAAGAAGGCGAAUUUGGGCCGUACACCGAAUCAUUUGACUUUGAGCACCACUUCGACAAUUUCAGCAGGAAGUACGGGUAGUCAGGCGAGACUGAUCCAAUCUUCUCAUCAACCGGAAAAUUAUCAACCAAUCACGGUCAAGGAACUUGGUUCGCCGAUUUGGAAACCGCGGGAAUUACCCUCGUUAGGUGAGUCCACGACGUUGCCACGUAAGGGUAAGUCGGCGAGCGAGUUUGGGGAUAUAAGCUCGUCUCAUAGCGCCUCCCGAAAGUCUCUCAUAGAAAUCAAUAAUUGUGCUCAACAAUCUAACUGUAAUAACCACGUUUAAAUUAAAAGAGAGGAGAGAGAAAAAAAAAGAAAAAAAAUAGAUGUUAACUGAUUGACAAACUAUCAAGGUUAACUUUAAAAAGAGGGGGAAAAAAAAAAGAAAAAAAAAAAGAAAAUACAACAAAGUAAACAACUAUUCGAUUAUCGCGUAAAAAAAAAAAUUGUAAAGACUUAACUUAGCGCUCGCUUGCCGCCCACGCGGAAUAGUUAAAAAAACAAAAAAAAGAAAAAAAGAAAAAAAAACUAUUCUCGCCCCUGUACGCGUUUCCCAAUACACUAACACACCAACUUCCGCACCACAUCUCCUUCUCGUUUUUUCGUCUUCCAAACGCACUACGCGUUAUAUAUAUGUAUAAAUAUAUAUAUAUAUAUAAAAAAAAAUUAAUAAUAAAAAAAAUGUCGUUGGUGCUACUCCUCUGUACAACGAACGAUAUUCAAUUGUUUGACAGGAGAGAAUCUUAAAGAAGGGAGAGAACUUUGCUUUUAGAACUUGUGCGGGAAACACACUUCCCUCGCAAUCGAUCGAACGACCGAAGAAUGUUUUCGAUAUACGCAUGACUUUAUUAUGCGCGAGUGAUGACAAUUUUAAAGUACUUUACGUUCUUACGCCGGCUAUAUCUUAAUCUUUCAUCCGCUAUUGGAUAGAUGCAUCGAUCAGUUUAUUGUCGCAUCUUAUCGAUAUUAUAUAUAUAUAUCGAUCGAAAAAUCGAAUCAUCGGUUAAAGUGAUAAAUUACCAUAAUAUAAGGCGUCGUAUAUAUAUAUAUAUUCUUGUCCAUAAAUCUGCCCACGUUCUUGAACGUAAUAUUUAUUAAAAAUAUCUUUGAAAUAAUAAUUUUUCGUUUUCGAUCUUCUAAAUACAAAAUUUAUUUUUUAUCUAUUUCGCGAUUUAUGGAUGGGGAAAUGUGCACACGUGCUAGAAAGUAAAACGAAUUUAACGAAAUUUACGAGAUUUUAUCUAUUGAUAUUAUCACAUACAUCGAUCAUUACCAACGCCACUACCAACGCUGUUGCCGCAUCCCGUUAUUGCAACCACAACUAUACUAACAUCUUCGACUUCAACCACCACACAAUUACUACCGUUACUACUACAACCACUGCUAUCGCUACUACUAUCGCUGCUGCUGCUAUUACUACUUCUGCGAUUAUUGCUGCUCCUGCUGUUUACAACUUAUUGCAUGCCAUCCGUACAAGCACGUACGAAGCGAUUUUCGUUUAUACCUCGACUCUCGUCUCGACUAUAAUUAUUUCACCAUGUUUUCUUUUCUGCGUGGACGGCAAUGCGACACCACGUAAUAAUAAAACUCUGUAUAUAAUGUAAUAUUGAUGCGAUCAAUAUUGUCAUUAUUAUUAUUAUUUAUUAUUUAUUAUUAUUAUAAUUAUAAUUAUAAUUAUCGUCGUCGUUGUCGUUACUAUGAUUAUCGUUAUGUGUACAGCAUUCAUGUUAUCGCAUAUUGUAUCAAUCAUCAAGAUUUUUUUUUAAUCGUUAUUUUUAUUAUUAUUAUUAUUAUUAUUAUUAUUAUUAUUUAAUUAUUAUUAUCUAUUACUUAAGAUUAUCGUUAUUUUUUAUUCUAAUUAUUUAAAUAAUUAAAUUAUUAUAUCGCCAUCAUUAUCAUCAUUAUCAUUAUUAUCAUUAUUAUUUCUGUAUUAUAUAUUAUUAUUAUAAUAAUAUCGUUGCCGUAGUUAUUACUGUUAUUACAUCAUAUUUCCUCAUCUCUGUAUUCGUUGUUGAGACGACACGCAUCAUCGUUAUGGUCGACUAAUUUGGAGACAUAAUAUAUAUAUAUAUAAUACAUAUACAUAUAUAUUAUAUAUAUAUAUAUAUAUCUAUAUAUGUCUGUAAAAGAAGAAAAGAAAAAGAAAAGAAAAAAAUAUAAACGACGACGUAACGACGAGUAAAUUUAGCGAACAAGUAAAAAGAAGAAAAAAAUAUGAAUUUAACGAGAUAAGUCGUAUAUAUAUAUAUAUAUACAUAUAUGGAUUUCAACAAAGAAAAGAAAAAUAAAAAAAAAACGUACAACUAUUGUGUGUACAUAUGUAUGUCGCGUGUGUAUGCGCGUAUGCACGCGUUGUGCGUACGUGUCUUUACCGCGUAUUUUACUUCGAAUAAGUAACUUUGAAAACGGUGGCACGUACAGAGUAUAGAUACAAUUCGUAUACAUGCAUAUGUGUAUACAUAUGUACAUAUAUGUAUCGUAUAUGAGGAAGGCGGUUUUCCACAUGUUGUCACAUCCACACACAUAUACACACAUACACGUACACAUAUACAAAUACAAACGCUGAGUUUUAAUCUCAUUUUUUGGACUCGAGUAUUCUUUUCGUAAUAGGAAAUUUUAUUUUUAACGUUAACCAAUGAAUUAUAAUAUAACUGGUGAUAAGGAUAUUCGAGGCUAAAAAUAUUAAGGGAGGGGACGGGGGAGGGGGUGACAAGGUUUGCGAGGCUUUGCAAAGGAAAGGUCUCUUUGGUCGACGACCUUAUAUAAAUAUAUAAUAUGUUGGUUGUUAAAUGAAGCGUGUGAGCGAAGAGCGAGUAAAUAUACCUACCGACCUACCGCUCGACCGGUAUCUUUAUUGAUCUUAAAGAGAAUCAAUUAUGGUGAUAUAUAUACGCGCGUUUAAGCUUUUAAGAUCUGUCUAAAAUGAGGAAAAAGAAAAGAGAACAGAAGAGAAACGUUAAUGAAAAGAAAGAAAACGUCCGUGUGGAAUACCGUCGUAACAUCGAUGAUAUAUAUAUAUAUAUAUUAUAUUAUAUUAUAUUAUAUAUAUAUAUAUAAAUAUAUAUCACAAAAAUUAACGAUAUUCGACGUAUAAACGCAAUGUUAAAUGAGUACUAAUAAUAAGUUAACACGAUAUCGAGUGAUUAAUACUUGUAAAUUAGAAAACAGAAAGUAUAUCUAUAUCUACAUGUAUAUCUACAUAUAUACGUAUGUGCGUGCGUGAACGUAUGUGCGCCCGUGGGUGUGUGUAUAUAUAUGGUAUAUAUUAACAUAUAUAUAUAUAUAUAUAUACAAUAUAUACAGGAUGAGAGUAAAUGGUUGUUCAUAAAUCUAAGGAUAUAUAUAUAUAUAUAUUAGUGCACGUGGUGCACAUCGUGUACGCUUACACUUUUCCUUUAUUUUCUCGUUCUCCCUGAAUGAAUGAAGAGAAUACACCGAUUCCGAUUCCGAGACAAACGCGAUAGAAUUUUGAAAAAAAGAAGACGAAUAAUGUAUCCAUAAAUUUUUGAACAUCACUUGGAAUCAUCCUAUAUAUAAAAUUUAUUACGUACACAUAUAUUAUUUAUAUGAAUGGCACGCAUAUACGGAUGCAUAGGGAGAGAAAAAAAAAGUUAUAUUAUUUAUUUUCUUCGAAACACUUCAUCGAGGAUCACGCGUUGACGAUGUAAAUCGAUUGUGUCGAACAAGAGGAUUUUAUGUUAAAAAUUACUCUAUCUAAGUUUGAUCACUUGUUUGAAACGAACAAUGAAGCGUUAAAGUUUAAUAUUAUUUCUUUUCGUUUUUACUGUUUACAUUCUAUUCCUUCUCGCUUUCUUUUUUCUUUUUUUUUCUUUCUUUUUUUUUCGUAAACGUUAUCUAUAAUCGUUCGUACCUUCCAAUGUGGAGAAAAUAAGAAGCACAAAACGCAAAGUGUAUAGACAAUUUAUCCGGACGAGUUUAUCCUAUAGAGUGAAUAUACACCAUUUAUUUUUAUCGUCGAAACGGAUCGCAUUUUUUACCGAGCGUCUUCCAUAUUAUAUUUUUUCGUAUAAACACUACACCUUCCACGUUCGACAUUACCGAUUUAGAAUUCCGGGAAAAUUUUUUUUUUUUUUCGAUCUAUCCGAUAAAAUAUGUAUGUAUAUAUAUUUCACCCGAACGAAUCGAAUAUGUAUAAUACAUAGAAGAAAAAAACGGAACACGACCGAGUGUAUCGAGAUUUUAUUAUGUGCUUUGCGCGACAUUCAUUUUUUUAAACAAUGAAAGAAUGAGAAAAGAGCGCAUUAAUUCCGAUCUAAUUAAUUUCGAUCGAUUCGGUCACGAUCGCAUCCGAUGACGACCGUGUGCAACGGGAAAGAUUGAACUUUGAUUGAACCCGUCUCUAUUGCAAAGUCAUCUUCGCACAUGUUUGUAUUUAUUAAAGUUAUCUUAUCUUUGCAAAAAAAAAAAAGGAAUCCAUUAAUAUUUUUAUCUAUACACCUGUGUGUAAUUAGAACGUUAAUUGUUAAAGCGUCGAUAAGCGCAACAGGAUUAUUUCAAUAAACAUUAUUUUUCGUAUUUUAUAUUCUUAUAUAAAAAUCUGACUCGACUUCAAAUUCGUUUAUAUCAUUCAUAUUUAUUUCUUCUUCCUAGUUCUAUUUUGGAAAAAAAAAAAAGAAUAAGAGAUCAAAUCAAACAAGAUAAGUAGCGAGUGUAAAAAAGAAAGGAGAGGAGAGACAGGUCGAAACCGAAAAUCGAUCGAUAUAUACUAUAUAUAUUUUUUUUUCCAUCCAAAAAAAAGAGAAAAAAAGUUUGACCACACAGGUGCGGUAAUAAAAAAUUCUAAAACACUCAAUGCUCAAUUAUCAUCGUGUGUGCUCUUUUUCUCAUUCAACAUCCAUAUAUACAUAUAUACGUGCGCACAUUAAACAACAUAUGCACACACUUACAUUAGCAAUCGCAUAAUCGCACACGUGCGCAUAUACACACAAUACGUACGUAAUGUUAUCGAUUAAUAUAUUUCACGACAGAGAAGAAAAAUAACAAAAUACCUACUUAUCGAUUACUACUAGAUGUCAUGCGUGCGGAUUUAAAAAAAAAAAAAAAAAAGAAAAAAAAUCUACAGAAGAUUUUCCGUUGCUCGAGUUAUUGCAUUGUCUACUACUAUUAAUACUAAUACUAAUACUAAUACUAAUACUACUGAUAUAUACACACACACACACACACAAACACACAUUACACAGGAACACAGACACAAAUUUUAUUGUAUAAAUUUUUUUGCCGAGAUGCGUCUCCGAACAAAAAGUUUGGCAUUUCCCUUUUUUCUCGAUCCGCAGCGUGACAGAUCCUACUCAUUCUACACGCUCUACGCUAUAAGAUAAGAUUCUCUUUCCCCUGAUAAUGAAAAUCGCGAGAUGAAAAUGUAAUCGGCUCGGGCUUACGUUCAAGAGAAUUAUCCACGAUUUUUUCGGAGUCGAGAUCGAAAUCCAAUAUCGAGAACGAAACGUUUUUUAUCUCGACGAUCGAAUGAUGACUUGAGGAAAAAAAAAAAAAAAAAAGAAAGAAAAUUGUAAACGUUUCGUAUUAAAUUUUGACAAUCAAUGCGAAGCUUCGAAGACUUGCUAUUCGUGUCUUUUUCUUUUUUCGUUUCAAAUCAAAGAAGAAGAAGAAGAAGAAGAAGAAGAAGAAGAGAGAAGGAAAAGGGAGAAAGAGGGAAUUAGGGCGAGGGAUAAGCGUAAUAAUUAUCGUUAAUCACGUUGAUAAGCGUUUUAAUAAACAACAAUAAGUAUCGUUAUUUAAUUAAGGAUAAAUUGAAAAAAAUGGAGAAUCGGCGCAUUUUGCGGAGGAGAAGGAGGAGAGAGUAAUGGAACGGAGAGAAUCUUGGGCCCGAGGAGGGAUGUAGGUUUCGAAAAAAACGCGCAAAGUUCCUGAAGAUUAAGAUAAAACGCGGCCAGAAUGAACACGCGGAUGAAACGAGAAAAAUGGCGAAUAAUGGACGAAACGUAGGUGGAGACGUAUCUUGGUAAAACAUAGUUGGCCUAGUAACGAGUUUCAUAUUUUUCGCCCCGAAUCGCAGUGAAUCGUCGAAUAAUUAUCAUCUAUUAUACAAUAUUAUUGACAUUAUCCACAAAUUUUAUUGAAAUAAAAAACUUUAUCGAUACCGUUGAACAUAAUGUACUUGAAUUAUGACGACGACAACUUCGAUACUGUUAUAUUGGAAAGAGGGUGAUGGGUGGGAAUGAAGAGAAAAGUGAGAAGGAUAAGAAGAGGGAGUGAGCGAGCGAGAGAAGUAUAAGUGUGCGUGUGAUUGUACGUGAAAGAAAUGAGUGAGAAGAGAAAGAGAGAAAGGGAGAGAGAGGUAGAGAGUAUGCGUGAGUGCAUGCGUGUGGAGAGGAAGACAGAGAUGGCGGAAAAGUAUACACACGGACGCAAACCGUUCGAAUGGAUGUGAAUCCGAACAUUUUAAACGAUCGAUAGAAUUAUUAUUGUAUAAUAUAAGCGGGAGUUAAAAAAAAAAAAAGAGAAAAAAGAAAAAAAACUGCGAAUACGAAAAAAAAAUAAAAGCAAAUUGGAACAGGGUGGGCUGUUCGUGGUAAAAGACGAAACAAGGGAUAGGAUAACGAUUACAGUAAACUAUGUAACUAUGAAGUCUUUCCAUCUUCUUUUUUUUCCUUUCAUUGUGUCACGUAAAUACGUCUUUACACGCGACUCUUGUGUGCGAUGAAUCUUGGAUGCGAUGAGUAAAGAAAAGGGGGAGGAAAAAAAAAAAGAAUAAAAAAGAUAAGAAAUAAAAAAAGGGAAAAACCUUGUAAGUACGUAUAUUAAAAAAAAAAAAGAAAAAAAAUACGCGAACGCGCAGUGUAAACCAUGUUGUUUACGUUUCCAUCUAUUGUGUAAUUAUACAUUAGUAAUUGAACAUUAUAAUUACGGUAAUUCCUUGUAUUUAUUGUUAUCGUUCCUCGGUUAUGCGGAAAUGUUCAAGGAUGAUCCAUUUGUACAAUCAUUGAGUCAUUAAAAUAUGAUUAUUCGGUA